GUUCGCGGAUUUUUAUGAUUACUCGUACACGGAAUCGGUGAUACUCUGUUCGAUCUCGAAUGAUACGAACAAGGAAUCGUUACGUCGCGUUCGGCAGGGCACUGGAGUCAAGUAUUGCUUGAAGAAUCUUCACAAUGGGCCCGGAAAGUGCACAAGCCAGCCCGAAACAAGAAAAUAAUGAAAGGUUCAUCAACGGCAAUUCCAUCGAUGAAUUUUUUGCGGACUCGGUUGUGAUGAUAACUGGGGCGACCGGUUUCGUGGGGAAAGCUCUUGUGGAGAAAUUGCUUCGAGCCUGUCCACGUUUGGCCAUGAUUUUCAUCCUAAUUCGUCCGAAACGUGACCAAACGAUCGAACAGCGAUUUAAAAACUACCUGCAGGAACCGGUAUUCGAUAAAAUUCGUCCGACAAAUCUUUUGAACAAAGUGCGUCCUAUCAAGGGCGACGUUGCCCAACAUGAUCUGGGUAUAUCACCAGAAGACAGAAAGCUGCUAAUAGAAAAGGUGAAUAUACUGUUUCAUAGUGCUGCCACGGUGAGAUUCGAUGAGCCAUUGAAAGUGGCCGUGAAUUUGAAUACAAAAGGCACCGAUCGUAUCAUACAACUCUGCAAAUCGAUGAAAAAUUUGGUUAGUCUCAUCCACGUUAGCACAGCGUACUGUAAUCCGGAUCGAAAAGAAAUCAAGGAAGUCAUCUAUCCCACACGGGUGAAACCUUGGACGAUGAUCGAUAUGUGCGAAAGCCUGGACAGUAGUAUACUCGAUGUUCUUGAGAACAAAAUUUUAGAGCAUCACCCGAACACGUACACCUUCACGAAAGGUUUGGGGGAACAAAUAAUACUGGAUAAUGCAAAGGAUUUGCCGAUGGCAAUCGUGCGACCGAGCAUUAUUGGAUCCGCGGAUAAGGAACCGACUCCUGGUUGGGUGGACGGUGUAUUCGGAAUAACAGCUAUGGUCUUGAAAGUCGGCACCGGUAACGUAACAUCGCUUCUGUGUAAUCCGAAGUUGAGGGUGGAUCUUAUACCUGUUGAUAUCGUUGUGGAUACUUUAAUAUGCGCCGCGUGGCACAGUUCAAUGCAACAAAGUAAUACGACUAAAGUUUACAACUGCACGACUGGAUCGAAUCAUCUCAGUUGGGGUACCUUGAACGAUGGCAUUGUAAAAUACUCCAUCGAAACACCAUCGAAUUAUAUAAUGUGGUAUCCAUGCAGUAUAUGCAGAACGAACAGAUUUAUUCACAAUGUUUCGACGAUCUCUCUGCGAGUGUUACCUGCCCUCGUGACCGACAUAUUUGUGAGGCUCACAGGUGGUACGCCAAAACUGAUGAAAAGAAUGGAGAGCGUUAAACGCAUUGCCAGAUCAACAGAAUUCUUCCGAGUAAACGAAUGGACGUUCCAUAACGAUAACGUGAUCGAUAUGGCGAAGAAACUGAAGUCAUUGAAAGAUGGCAAUAAUUUCACUGUGACCACGGAAGGUCUGAAUUGGGAGUCUUAUAUACGAAACUACGUCUUAGGAGUCAGAAAAUACGUUCUGAAGGAUACUCCCGAUUCACUAAAAGAGGCUCGCAGUAGGCUGCAUAUAUUCCAUUGGUUACAUCGACUCACCAAAGUAUUCAGCGUACUCGCUGUGCUAAUGAUAAUAAUGCGCAUUAGUCACUGACGUUUGCUGAAACAAUGAUGUUACUUCCGUAUAUGUUAAAGCUGAAUACCUAUCGAAGUAGGCAUCAUCGUCUAUUUUGUCUCGAUAACUCGAUCGCGUAAUUUCGUAUUAUUCCCAUCAGUACUGAUCAAAUGGAACAAAUACAUUACCAUAACUUGCCUGUCGAUGACUUAAAAAUUUAGUUAAACAUUUUUACGUACGCGCGAUUUACUUGUAAGACAUUAAGUAAUUUAGUAAGUAAUUUAGUUACGGGACCCUCCAAUUUUGAAAAAAUCCUCCUGCCUAAAAGAUCAGAAGAGUUUUUAUGUAGAAUAGAGAAACGAUAGAGAACUAUUUUCAGUGACUGAAUCAUUUUUUUAUCGAUGAAACACGUGUGUAAUUUUAUACUACGGUACUAAUUGUAAUGAAACCUCGUUGUAACACAAUGAAAACAAAAUUUGAGCACGAACCAAAAUGUAUUUAGGAAUCUUUCGAUAUCAGGGGGUCUGGCCGAAUAAGGUACUCGAAUGUGCCCUUCUGUCAGAUGAAGCAUCCUAUCUCCAUGGGGGUAGUAAAAGGGAAAAAACGAAAUUCCAAUUUUUGGCCAAUUCUUCCUAUUUAAUUUUGCACGAAGAUUCUGAAAAAGUUCUGAAACAUUGAGGUCCCUACUGAAACAUAGCCCAUAUUAUAGAAUUUUUUCAGAAUUUUUGAUCGCAAAAUAUGGUCGCACGAAUGCCAAUCUAUUUAAGAUUACCUAAUAAAUAUACUGAUAAAAAAAGGCAGGCAUAUUCGAAGCGGAAAAUACUUUUUCAAAGAAAUAUAUCGGCAUCGAAGAGUCAUCGAAAAUAAAAAUUCGUAUUUUUUUCGAUGUUUGUUCGGUUCUCGAUUUUUUCCGACCACAUUUUGAGAUAAAAAAAUCUGAAAAAAUUUUAUAAUGUACGCUAUAUGGACCUCAAUGUUUCAGAAUUUUUUCAGAAUCUUCGUGCAAAAUUAAAUAGGAGAAAUGGGCCAAAAAUCGGAAUUUCGUUUUUUCCCUCUUACUAUCUUCACGGAUGAAAUAAGGUGUUUCAUCUGGCAGAAGGACACGUUGGACUACCUUAUUCGGCCAGACCCUUUUGUAUACUGCGUAAUGCAUGUGAGUGGUGUGGGAAUACUUACAAAUUUUAGAAGGCGUAAAUAGGUGCUCGUAGAGCGCUAAAGCACUCUGCUCAUGGCGCGAUAUACAAGACAGUUAUCAAACACUUUAUUUUUACUUGAGGAAUGUUAGGAAAAAUCGUGUGAUCAAGUUGGUACUCGAUAUUUACCUCGGAAAUCGCGCGACUUCGGCUGAUUCCCCCUUCGCUGGAAUUUGGGUUCUCCCCCUGGGUCAUCCCUGGUCCUUCCCUGGUCGAACGGUGGUGGUGUCCGUCCCGUCCGGUGAUGUCUCCUUCUCCUGGUCCUGGUCGUGCAUACAUGAAAGAGUGGAUCCAGAGAAUCUGCGAAAAUACAACCCGUGUUAACGAGGCUAGGCAACCAUCGAGUUUAUGAUGCUCUUGCAUAGGCAUCGCGAGAGAUCUGCUAAUUUCUCAACUUCGAACGUGACUUUGAUCCUUGAGAAUUAGGAGAUCUCUCACGAUGCAGCACCUAUUCAAUGUAAUAAAUUAGACUCUUGUGAUUUUCUAACUGACUUAUUCUCUGGCCCCUUAUCUUUCCCUCGUUCGCUCGCCCAUGGCGAAUAUUGUAGACAAUGAAUUUCUGAACGCUGUAUAUACUUGUUUGGUUGGUUUGAAUCUUGCUCUGUUUCAGAAUUAUUAAAUAAGAAAGGCGUAAUCUCCACGCGGUUUUAUAGUCAAAGCCAUGCGAUAGCGUUACACUGUGUAAUCAUUAUUUUUUCAACAAGAAUCAAGGUUUUAAGGGAACAAAUGUUUAGACAGUCUUUUAAACGUAUCAUAAAGUGUUUACGCUUUAUAAUGUUCGAAAGUAAAAUAUAUAGAAAUACGAGGCCAAGUUUAAAAAAUACAACAUAUAUCUCAGUGAUUCACCGUCCAAUUAUUAACAAUACAAGAUUUCCUAACGAAAUAUAUUCGUUUUUAUAAAACGGGAAUAUUUUUUACAUACACUUCUACUUGCGAUCAAUGUUCUUGUCAUGCACGCUUUUGUAAUCACGAUUGGAUCAAUUCGUCGAAUGAAAAGGAGAUGAUCCUCAAUUGUAAACUUCUUAAAUAAU
Molecule: messenger RNA, 3837 nt
Organism: Megachile rotundata (alfalfa leafcutting bee)
Lineage: Eukaryota; Metazoa; Arthropoda; Insecta; Hymenoptera; Megachilidae
Product: putative fatty acyl-CoA reductase CG5065
Biological process (GO): long-chain fatty-acyl-CoA metabolic process
Cellular component (GO): peroxisome
Molecular function (GO): alcohol-forming very long-chain fatty acyl-CoA reductase (NADP+) activity
Source: RefSeq, a predicted model, not a curated record